AAUUAAAUAAUUGUAUAUAAAUGUAGGAGUUUUGCGGGAUAUUAACUUAGUGAUUUGUGGGAAUCCUGAGAAAGGUCAUACAAUAUGAAACAAUUUAUUUUUUUGGAGAUUUUAAUUUGUGGGACAAUGGCUUCAUUGCCAGAAAAGAUACAACAUUUGCUGGAUUCUUUACAUGCUACGUGUGUAUCGAAAAUUGGAGUUUCUGAAGAUAUCUUUGUCGGAAUAAAAAGUGGAGAUUUUGUUCCAGAUCCCAAACUAAAAUGUUACUUGCAUUGUUGCUUGAAUGAACUUGGUCUGAUAACUGAUGAUGGAAAAGUUGACGUGGAGAAGUCUAUAGCUAGUUUACCCGAUUUCAUGAAGGAUUAUGCUACCCCAGUAUUCGUAAAAUGUGGCAGUCAAGCUGGUACAGAUGUAUGCGACGUCGUAUUUAAUACACUGAAAUGCUAUUAUGAAAUGGAUAAAAGGGCGUUUGUUUUACCAUAGAAAAAUUAUGGGAUAUAGAAACUGUAAUUUUUUUUGUAUUUAGUUCUUCAAAGUGGUAUUAUGAAAAAAGUUUUUGGAUUUUUUACUUAAAUAAAUGUUUAUUUUA
This is a messenger RNA of Diabrotica virgifera virgifera (western corn rootworm), 589 nucleotides long. Its product is annotated as general odorant-binding protein 83a-like. Gene Ontology annotation, molecular function: odorant binding. The record is from RefSeq and is a predicted model, not a curated record. NCBI's taxonomy places the organism in Eukaryota, Metazoa, Arthropoda, Insecta, Coleoptera, Chrysomelidae. The coding region runs from base 85 to 483 and encodes 132 amino acids. The transcript is spliced from 6 exons.